Apis laboriosa (Himalayan honeybee) is the source of this 1660-nucleotide messenger RNA. RefSeq names its product methyl farnesoate epoxidase-like. Gene Ontology annotation, cellular component: cytoplasm; intracellular membrane-bounded organelle. The transcript has 10 exons. NCBI's taxonomy places the organism in Eukaryota, Metazoa, Arthropoda, Insecta, Hymenoptera, Apidae. Gene Ontology annotation, molecular function: heme binding; iron ion binding; oxidoreductase activity, acting on paired donors, with incorporation or reduction of molecular oxygen, reduced flavin or flavoprotein as one donor, and incorporation of one atom of oxygen. Bases 329 to 1546 code for a protein of 405 amino acids. Gene Ontology annotation, biological process: xenobiotic metabolic process. The record is from RefSeq and is a predicted model, not a curated record.
UAUAAUUUGAUGCUUCUUCAUGUUUGUUCGUCAGUCAUAAACUUGGCUUAAUAAGUCAUAUAUGUGCAUUAUGCUGUGGAAUCAGCCUCAAUGCACGACGAGAGAAACUUGCUUUGAUCCAACUAUACCGUGAGAUAUUUAUACUUUAAUAUAAGCAAUUAUUAUUUUUCUAAAAAGGAAGAAAAAAUGGAUUUCUAUAAACAGAACACAGAAUGAGAAGAGCGCCAUGAAAAGGAUGUCUCAGACAAAAAGAUAUUUUCGUCAAAGGCCAUGGGUGUCACGCUGAUAAUAUCACAGAGUACCGCCAGAAUCGUUUUGGUUACCAUACAUGUCCAAAAUGGUUGCCGCUAAUCGGUUGUUUUCUCACGUUUCGACGAUUGAAACUGAAACACAAAUACGCUUACUUGGCUUUUCAAGAACUGUCGAAGACUUAUGGGCCGAUUUUGGGUUUGAAAUUAGGAAGUCAGAAAGUCGUUGUAAUUUCGACGCACGAUCUAGUAAAGAAAGUUCUUCUUCAAGACGAAUUCAACGGCAGACCGGAUGGAUUCUUUUUCAGAGUCCGUGCUUUUGGAAAGAGAAAAGGUAUUUUAUUUACGGAAGGAUCAACGUGGUCUCAGUGUCGUCGUUUUACGAUGCGGCAUCUCAGAUCUUUUGGCCUAGAUUGAUGGAUACAAUGGGCGGCAUUAUCUCACAAAUGCCAUUUCUACGUUUCAUAAUACCAGAAUUAUCCGGUUACAACAAUUUAAUGAAAAUACUUCGAAAACUUUGGAAUUUCUUAGAUGAAGAAAUCAAUAACCACGAAAAACAUUUAUCUGGAAAUCAGCCGCAAGACUUGAUUGAAGCUUUUCUUCUAGAAAUUUCAUCAAAAAAUGGCAUACAAAAUGAUUCUAUUUUUGAUAGAGAAAAUUUAUUGAUUCUGUGCCUGGACCUCUUCUUAGCCGGUUCAAAAACUACAACAGAUACUUUAUCGACUACUUUGCUCUUUUUAUCUUUACAUUCUGAAUGGAUUAAAAUACUCCAGGAAGAACUAGAUAACGUAGUAGGCAGAUCACGAUCUCCUACAUUGGAAGAUUACUCAUCGUUACCAAUUAUGGAAUCAUUUCUUGCGGAGAUACAAAGAUUUUUGAUUUUGGCACCACUUGGAGUACCUCAUAAGACUACAAAAGACGUAAUUUUGAACGGAUAUAGUAUACCCAAGGACACCAUAGUUCUUUUGGAUUUCCAUAGUGCGCAUAACGAUCAAGCUUAUUGGGAUCAUCCAGAAGAAUUUCGGCCACAGCGAUUUCUCGAUACAAAUGGUCGAUUUUGUCAAAAUAAUGCCAAUAUACCAUUUGGUUUAGGUAAAAGACGUUGUCCGGGUGAAAUGCUGGCUCGGACAUCCUUAUUUUUAUAUUUUGCCUAUGUGAUACAUUACUUCGAUAUCGAAAUUUCACCAGAACAUGGCAAACCAGAUCCAAAUGGAUACGAUGGUUUUACUAUAUCACCGAAAUCUUAUUACUUGAAAAUCACGGCAAGAUCCGAUGUAACAAAUUGCUCCACUAUAUAAAUAUUAUAAAUAAUGAGAAUAAAAUUUUAAACAUAAUACAUUAAAAAAGAAAAUUACAUAUGUGAAUAAACUUCCUUAUCUAUCAGAGUGAAUCAUUUAUAAUGCGUCACGUUU